CUUCGUGUGAUUCCAUGAUUUUCGCCGUGGUAGACCCGUCCAUGAUAGGAAUUAGAUAGUUUGCACUUGCUUUCUAACCGCAGCUCAACCGAGCCUCCAAGAUCAGAGAUUUUGCCUCCUCGGCCAGUCAUAGACGCCUCAAAAACCAUUCCGCACAACCCCCACUUGCUAGUCAAUUAUUCUUCCAUUUCCCUUCCGCGACCACCACCCGCGCUCACCCUGACAACCCAUAACCGUAACCACAUACUCCCACAAGCCAGCAUCAUGGCGUCCCAGCAGGUGCCUACCCAGGCCAACAUCCAGUCUACCCACCCUUUCACCUGCAACACAUGUCAAGUCGCAUUCCGCUCCGGAGAGUUGCAGCGGGCGCAUAUGCAAACCGACUGGCACCGCUACAACCUUAAGCGUAGAGUCGCGUCUUUGCCUCCCCUCUCUUCUGAGAUUUUCACCGAGAAGGUCCUUGCGAACAAGGCAUCCGCCGCCGCAUCCGCCGCAAAGGCAUCAUUCGAGAAAUCCUGCGCCGCCUGCCAGAAGACCUACUACAGCGAAAAUGCCUACGCCAACCACUUGAACAGCCAAAAGCACCGCACAAACCUUAUGAAGGCGUCUAGGGGUGGCCUGAACGACGACGCAGUAUCGGUCAACGGCUCGGUUAUGAGCUCUGCGUUCUCCCUGGGCGAAUCCAUGGCCGAGUCGGAGGCUACUACUGUUGGUGAUAAAGAGGUCGCAGAUGUUACAGACGGGUUGAAGAGCGCCAACUUGGAGGAUGGUGCCACAGAGGAGGCUCCCACCGAAGACGACCGAAGCUCAGUUGCCACAUCCAAGAUCAUCACCGACCCGCUGCAAGACUGCCUGUUCUGCAACUACAAGUCGCCGACAAUGGCGUUGAACCUUCACCACAUGGGCCGCUAUCACGGCAUGUUCGUUCCUGAGAAGGACUUUUUGGCUGAUCCUGAGGGCCUUCUUAACUACCUCCACAGCAAGAUUCACGAGCAGCACGCUUGCUUGAAGUGCCACAAGGUCGUCCACACAGCAUCUGGUAUCCAGACACACAUGCGCGAUCGUGGUCACUGCAUGAUUGCGUUUGAGAGCGACGAGGAGCUUGUUGAGGUAGGCGAGUUCUAUGACUUCAGCAGCACCUACGAUGACCAGGUCGCUUUCAAUGAUAUGCAAGACGAGGCAGAGGCAUCGGACGAUUCUUCCUCGACAACAGGAGGUGGUGUUAAGCUUGGAGCCCGGCGCGAGACCAAGACGACCACAGAGGAUGAUGCAGAUAUGUCCAGUGGCGAGGGCGACGAGGGCUGGGAGACCGACAGCACAGUCUCAAGUGUACCAACAGACGAGAUCACCGCAAUCCCUAUCGACCGCUCCCACCGCCACAAGGGCCUCCACAAGUCAAGACAUCACAACCACGCUGACCCUCGACCCCACCGGGCCGCAGAUGGCUUCCACUCGCACGCACAUGCCACACCUACCGCAGUCUACCAUGACGAAUACGAGCUGCAUCUUCCAUCCGGCCGAACCGCCGGCCACAGAUCGCUCAACAAGUACUACAGGCAGAACCUGCACAACUACCCCGGUGUCGCCGAGCGCAUGGAGAAUGCACAGCGCCGCCUCACCGCACCAGAGAACGACGAAGACGGCGAUGCUGAGAUGGAGGAUGGUGAGCAACGCGGUCGCGGCGGCCGUGAGGUUGUCACACGUGCCAACGGCGGUUUGGGCAUGAUCGGCGUCAGCGACAGCAAGAAGAAGGAAGUUGCUACCCUCGAGAAGAGGCAACAGAAGCAGGCCGAUCGCGCAAGGAAUAGGUACCAGGCUGGUAACGAGAGGAGGGCCAACUUCCAGAAGCACUUCCGUGAUCCAUUGCUACAGUAGAUGGUCAGCAGGCUUCUGAGGUUUACCAGCAUGUUUGAUGUUUUUGGGCAUGCGGUUCUAGACUAAGAGGUUCGAGGGUAGAUUUGCAUUAAAUGAG
Macroventuria anomochaeta is the source of this 1972-nucleotide messenger RNA. RefSeq lists its product as uncharacterized. Bases 265 to 1875 code for a protein of 536 amino acids. The transcript has a single exon. The record is from RefSeq and is a predicted model, not a curated record. Gene Ontology annotation, molecular function: nucleic acid binding; zinc ion binding. Gene Ontology annotation, cellular component: preribosome, large subunit precursor. Gene Ontology annotation, biological process: ribosomal large subunit biogenesis. Lineage: Eukaryota; Fungi; Ascomycota; Dothideomycetes; Pleosporales; Didymellaceae.